Molecule: messenger RNA, 1862 nt
Organism: Vespula pensylvanica (western yellowjacket)
Lineage: Eukaryota; Metazoa; Arthropoda; Insecta; Hymenoptera; Vespidae
Exons: 6
Coding region: 148-960 (270 amino acids)
Source: RefSeq, a predicted model, not a curated record
AUGAAAAAUAAUUAAAUAUUGUAAAUAUUUCAAAAUUGAGAAAACUAUUGAUCGAAUCACAAAUUCUGUAUAAUUAUUGAGUUAUAUAUUUGUAAACUGCAUGUUUAAUCUAUAACUUCUACAGUUUUAAGAAAUUUUGUUAUUAUAAUGGUUGAAAUGUUAGAUUGGGAGCAUGAAGAUCCUCUCACAAAAUUAAAUACACAAUUGAAUAAAUCUAUGGUUUUAAUUGAAAAUGUAGUAAAUGAUCAUCCGCAGUUAAAUAAAAGGAAUAAAACUAUUAAAAUAACAACAAAAAGUACUUCACCCAAAGGAAAUACUUCUAUGAAUGGUACACAUAGAAAAAGUAUUCUGAAGAAAUCAGAAAAUAUAAAUAAUGAAGAAAGAAAUCUUGAGGAAAAUAUAACAGAUACUAACUUAGAAGCAGAUGUUGAAAUGAAUCCUGAUACAGUAACAGUAAAAUCAUCAUUGAGACCACAAAAUCUUCAAGAUUUGAUGAAAGAAGAAAUUUUAACUAUGGAGUCUACAAGUUCUAGUUUCAAUUUCGAUGAUAUAUCAGACAGCGAAGAUAUUUUUGUUAUGGAUAUACCUAAAACAAUAAAUCCACAAGAAUUAAUUGGACAGACCUUAGUAUUAGGAAAUAAAUCAAAAUUUAGAGUUGGAGAAGAAAAAUACUGUGCUAUUAAACGAGAUUUGAAACACAACAUUACUUGCGUAUUUGGCACUGGUAAAAUAAACCCACAAUAUAAAGCAGUUAAUAUAAAACCAGCAGGCUCUAUAACAAUUAGGAGAAAAUUAUCGAGUGUACCAAAAGUUAAACCCGUAUUGUUAGAAAAUUUAGGCGUUCCAUUUCCUGAAAAUUUAAAAACGCGUCAUCCAUUGUUAGGUGUUAUUUCUGAGAAUAAAUCCAAAAAAGAAUUAAAAACGAGUGGAUCAACUAAUAAGAAGAGAAAGUCACAAUGAUAAGAAAAUGACUACCAUAAUAUAUAUAUAUGUAUAUAUAUGUAUAUAUAUAUAUAUAUAUAUAUAUAUAUUUAACUUUUUAUAUAUAAUAUACAGUUAUAUACAUAAAUUGUUGAAAACGACGUAUUACCAUGUAAUUAUGAUCUAAGUAUAACUAGUAAAGAUAUUGAAAUAAUGAUUCUCAUAAACAAUUUUUUCAAAUUUAUUACAACACAUAAAUCAAUUCAAGCACGUUCUUUUACACGCAGAAAAUUUUAUCUUCGAUCGGUUUUACAGGAAUAUUUGUUUGGGGUGGUUGGUAGAACUGUAAACAUAAAUAACUAAAACAAUUUUUGGGCAAAGCGGUAAAUGUAAAAAUUAACGUGUAGCUCGAACGCAUAAUAUUAAGAAAUUGACAUGCAAAAAAAUGUACAGAAUCGAAUGAGAUGUAUAAAAUAAGAUCGACGUUACAUGCGCAGAUAUCAAUAAUAAAAACGAAGGGCGCGUCGAUACUGACCAAUACUAAAAAAGAGACGUUUUACGUAUUUAUAAAGAGUAAAUCCGCGUCUCCACGACAUGCGCUCUGACAAUUCUUUCCCCUCCCUUCGUUCCUCACUUCGUUCGGGGUCCCUCUGGUAGUCACAGCGUGUAAUGUCCGUUCCUGCGCGCUCAAGUUGCGCGUUCGACCAAAUUUCGGGAAGCUUAGAAAAAAAUUUUCCAGUAGAGAAAAGAGAGAUUUCUUAGUGGAAAAGUUUAAGAACAUUGUGCAAGGAUAUUAGAACAUAAAGGAAAGUAGCAAGCUUUGUUAAUAUCUAAAAUACUGUGGAAACCCUUUGUGUAUGUGCAUUAUUGAAAGGAGAGGUAUUACAGGUCAAAAGUAGGAAGAAAUACAUUGUUAAUUGUUGUGUCUUUUGGACGAACGU